Messenger RNA from Triticum dicoccoides, 1025 nucleotides. RefSeq lists its product as uncharacterized. The transcript is spliced from 2 exons. Lineage: Eukaryota; Viridiplantae; Streptophyta; Magnoliopsida; Poales; Poaceae. The record is from RefSeq and is a predicted model, not a curated record. Bases 418 to 864 code for a protein of 148 amino acids.
CGCUGCCCCGAUCCCCACCUCCUCCCUCGAUCCACUCCCCGCCGAAUGCCAGAUCUCGCCGCCGCCUCGUCCCCAAACCUCCGCCGGGGCCUCCUCCUUCCCCAACCGCAACCUCUGCUCCCCUGAGCCCCUCAUCCCGCCGCCGUCCUCUGAUCCCGCCGCCGCGCGCCUUCCCCUGAACCCCACGCCGCGCGCGCCCUCCCAGGAACGCCCCGCCGCCACGAGCCCUCCCGGGAACCCCCGCCGCCGUGCACCCUCCCCGGAACCACCGCCCUCCUCAAAUCCCGCCGCCAGUGCCACCGCCCUCCCCGGAUCACCCAGCCACCGCCAUCUCCCUCCCUGGUCGCGCCGCCGCCACUCUUUCCCUCCCCAAAUAGCAUCGCAACCACCACCUCUGGCCUCUCCUGCAUCGCGCCCAUGCUCCUCUACCUACGGGCGCGGCUCUGCCCCACAACCAUCGCCGUCGACGAAGCCCGACAACCAUUAGCCUGGGCACCCUCCCUCCCGCCCGCUUGCUCCGACGCGGAUCCGGACAACCCCGCAACCCUCCCCUCCGGUUCAGGAAAGGAUGCAGGCUUCCACACGAUGCCUGAAAAAUGCCACUUUCCAAAUCUCGUCUCCGUCCGAGCACGAAGCCGCUGCUGCCCGUCAGUGCUUGGUGCACCAGGAGAAGUUCGUCACCUCACUUGCGAGCAGUCCAUCUAUCGCCUCCUGUGCAAGCACUCCAUCACCUCACACAGUGUCCGUUCGACAGAGUUUGUCCUUUUGAAGAAGCGGAAAAUGGAGUUUGAAGCGGCCGCGGGCGGGUGGUGGUGUGGUUGCAGAAGAAGAAACGCUGGUGCGAACUCGUCCAUCCGGCGCUAGUAUACCAGUAUGAUUUGGAGGCGAAGAAUUUUUUGUGUCUCUUACCAUGAAUCUGUGUAGCUAUGGAAACUUGGCUUCCUGUAAAAUUUUAAGAUAUAUCGCUAGCACUUUGUUCCCCAAGUGUGUUUGCAUUAAUGCGUGAGAGGAAACUAUUCUGGGCC